UAGUUCUCUUCUUUUUCGAGGGGGUGGUCUCUGUUCCUUGUAUUUCUUUUCCCCUCUAUCUCUCUCUCUCUCUCUCUCUCUGUUCUAGAGAGAGAAACAAAAAGUCUCACAGGAUUCAUCACUGUCAAAAACUAGGCCCACCCAAAAACACUAUUUGAAGAGAGAGAGAGAGAGAGUAACAGAGGAUUCAAAUCAAAACCACUUAAAAAGAUUCCAAUUUGGUUUUGUUUCCUUGGUCAUAAUUUGGCCUCUUUCUCUUUCUCCCUCCCUCUCUCUCUCUCUCUCUCUCUCUCUUUCUCUACAAAUUUUUCUUUGAAACCAUGAAACCACAGGUACCUUUUCAUCAUCAUCAUCAUCUUCUUCUUCUUCUUUGGUUCCUCUCUUUCUCUCUCCUACUUGCUCUCGCCAAUGGGAGAACCCACCCAAUCUCCUCACCAUUGCAUCCCCCUCUCCCUUCUCCGCAAUCCCAACGCUUGCACCCCUCUGUUCAAAACCAACCUUUUUCUGUGUCUCCUCCAUCAAUGGCACCAUCUCCUCAAGUGAUGCAGAUCAUAGUUAUAAGACAUCACCCUCUCCACAAAGAACUCAUCAUCGCGAUCGCCGUAGCAUCCGUCGCAAUUCUCAUCAUCGUCGUAUCGACACUUUGCGCCUGGAUCCUCUGGCGAAGAGCUCGCCAAACUUACGAUUCCAAAGACAUCCAAAGCUCAGAUGGUAGAGGGAUUACAUUAGUUCCGGUAUUGAGCAAAUUCAGUUCAUUAAAAUUGAGUAAAAAAGGGUUGCUUGCGAUGAUCGACUAUUCGUACUUAGAAUUGGCUACAAACAAAUUUAGCGUGAGUAAUGUAUUGGGCGAAGGAGGAUUCGGUUGCGUGUAUAAAGCUUCUCUUGAUGGGGGAGCUCUCGCGGCUGUAAAGAAAUUAGAAGGCGGUGGACAGGAUUGCGAAAGAGAAUUUGAGAAUGAGCUCGAUUUGCUCGGAAGAAUUCGGCACCCGAAUGUGAUUUCGCUUUUGGGUUAUUGUGUACAUGGAGAAACGCGGCUGCUUGUUUAUGAAUUGAUGCAAACUGGAUCUCUCGAAACACAAUUACAUGGACCAUCUCGCGGAGCAGCGCUAAAUUGGCACAUUCGAAUGAAAAUUGCGCUCGAUACGGCAAGAGGAUUAGAAUAUCUUCACGAGCAUUGCAUCCCGCCAGUGAUUCACAGAGAUCUAAAAUCAUCGAAUAUACUUUUGGACUCGAGCUUCAAUGCCAAGAUUUCCGAUUUUGGGCUAGCAGUGGCCGGCGGGAAUCAGAACAAAGGCACUAUAAAGCUCUCGGGAACUCUCGGUUAUGUAGCUCCCGAGUACCUUUUAGAUGGUAAAUUAACCGAGAAGAGCGAUGUCUAUGCGUUUGGAGUAGUUCUUCUCGAGCUUCUGAUAGGGAGGAGGCCGGUUGAAAAGAUGGCGCCAUCUCAGUGCCAAUCUAUUGUUACAUGGGCCAUGCCUCAGCUAAUCGACCGAUCGAAACUUCCUAACAUAGUGGAUCCCGUAAUUAGGAACACGAUGGAUCUGAAACACUUAUACCAAGUCGCGGCUGUAGCGGUUUUGUGUGUCCAACCUGAACCGAGUUAUAGGCCGUUAAUAACCGAUGUUCUGCACUCUCUUAUUCCUCUGGUUCCUUUAGAGCUCGGGGGUACACUCAGAAUCGUGGAUCCUUCGACAAACCGAAAGGCUUCUUCGCACUGAAUAUACGAAUUGGUUCGAUCAAUCGACCGUGUUUGGAUUCAUCUUAUGACUAUCUCUGCCCCAUUUGUUUGCCACUAUGUAUUUCCCUGAUCAAGUAUGAAAAAGUAUAAUCUUUUCUGAAUUAGUAUAGGUGGUAAUAUUCAAAGGGCUUAUUUCUUCAUUGAUGUUGUAAAAAGAAAAAUGAAUUUAACUGCAUUUUUUCUAUUAGAAUGGAAAUCAUUUGUAUAGUCUCGAAAAAGUAACAUGUCCUAAAUUAGUCUUUGUGGGGGAACUAGACUUCUGACUGUUUGAUUGAAGUAUUUUCAACACCUUA
Ananas comosus (pineapple) is the source of this 2031-nucleotide messenger RNA. Its product is annotated as probable receptor-like protein kinase At1g80640. Gene Ontology annotation, biological process: protein phosphorylation. NCBI's taxonomy places the organism in Eukaryota, Viridiplantae, Streptophyta, Magnoliopsida, Poales, Bromeliaceae. The record is from RefSeq and is a predicted model, not a curated record. The coding region runs from base 321 to 1718 and encodes 465 amino acids. Gene Ontology annotation, molecular function: protein kinase activity; ATP binding. The transcript is spliced from 10 exons.